Messenger RNA from Echinops telfairi (small Madagascar hedgehog), 948 nucleotides. Its product is annotated as olfactory receptor 1F1-like. The transcript has a single exon. The record is from RefSeq and is a predicted model, not a curated record. Gene Ontology annotation, molecular function: olfactory receptor activity; G protein-coupled receptor activity. Gene Ontology annotation, biological process: G protein-coupled receptor signaling pathway. Bases 1 to 948 code for a protein of 315 amino acids. Gene Ontology annotation, cellular component: membrane. NCBI's taxonomy places the organism in Eukaryota, Metazoa, Chordata, Mammalia, Afrosoricida, Tenrecidae.
AUGACUGGAGCAAACCAGUUGAGUGCCUCUGAGUUCCUCCUCCUGUGGCUCUCCAGGGAGCCCGAGCAGCAGCAGCAGCAGCAGCUCCUCUUCAUGCUCUUCCUGAGCAUGUACCUGGCCUCAGUCCUGGGAAAUCUGCUCAUUAUCCUGGCCAUCAGCAUGGAUGCCCACCUGCACAACCCCAUGUACUUCUUCCUCAGCAACCUGUUGUUCGUGGAAAUUUGCUUCACAUCUACCACUAUCCCCAAGACGCUGGUCAACCACAUCCUUGGGAGUCAGACCAUCUCUUACCCUGGUUGUCUCACACAGAUGUAUUUUUUCAUUGCUUUUAUAAAUAUGGACCAUUGCCUCCUGGCUGUGAUGGCUUAUGACCUCUUUGUUGCUGUGUGUCACCCCUUACACUACACAACAAAGAUGACCCCUCAGCUCUGUGCCCUGAUGGUCUCUGGGUAUUGGGUCAUUGCCAACCUGCAUGCUCUCUUGUACACUCUGCUGACAGCUGGACUCUCAUUCUGUGCAUACAACAGGAUCUCCCACUUCUUCUGUGAUGUGGCUCCUCUCCUGAAACUCACCUGCUCUGAUACACACAUUAGUGAGAUGGUGAUUCUCACUGAAGGGGGUCAGAUCAUGAUCACCCCAUUGAUUUGCAUUCUGGUUUCCUACUUUUGUAUCACCUGUGAUGUUCUGAAAAUUUCAUCAGCAAAGGGUAGAUGGAAAGCCUUCUCCACCUGUGGCUCCCACCUGUCUGUGUUGUCCUUCUUCUAUGGCAUUGUCUUUGCUGUGUAUUUCAGCCUGUCAUCCACCCACUCGGCUGAGAAUGACAUUGCAGCUGCUGUGAUGUACACGGCGGUGACCCCCAUGGUGAACCCUUUCAUCUACAGCCUCAGGAACAAGGACAUGAAAGUCAGUCUCAGAAAUAUGAUGGGCAGGAAGAGAGAGUCUACUUGA